Molecule: messenger RNA, 1625 nt
Organism: Aphanomyces astaci
Lineage: Eukaryota; Oomycota; Saprolegniomycetes; Saprolegniales; Verrucalvaceae
Exons: 9
Coding region: 24-1556 (510 amino acids)
Source: RefSeq, a predicted model, not a curated record
GCCCUUUUGUGGAAAAGACAAGGAUGCCGCCGUCCUUGUGGACCUUUCUUCUGUGCAUGCUUACCUUAUGCACAACGAACGCGUGUAUGGACGUCGAGACAUUGUCGGGAUUAUCCCCCGUGAACUGGGUGUGGGUUGGUGCGCUCACCAGCACUUCCACCCGCCUUCGCGUGUCUGUAACAUUUGUGGAUCCAGCUUGCGAUGCCACCAAACUAUCUCUGUGGGUCGACCAGGAUCUUGAAUCUGCGCCACCAUUACGAUUUCUGAGCACGAUGCAAUCGAUGUCCACUACAACGGAUUUGCACGAUUUUCAGGCCACGGGACUUGCUUCUGGUGCAUCGAUUGCGUAUGAGUUUCGCUACGACAACUCCAUCGUACUCAAACGAUCCAAUCGGUCCGUGCGCCUUCCAUCGCCGCCCGGCGUGCCCCUUUCCUACACGUUUGCGUUUUCGUCGUGCGCCGACGAGGACUCGGACCCCGAGGUAUUUGAUGAAAUUGCAUCGCACGACCCGCUCUUUUUCAUCCACAUGGGCGAUCUGCACUAUGCCAACUUGGACGUGAAUGACGUGGCAGCAUUCCGUGGCGCGUACGAGUCCAUGUUUGCCUCCCCCGCUGGCACGGCCAUGCUGGCCAUGGAAUUGCCCAUGGCGUACAUGUGGGACGACCAUGACUUUGGUCCGGACAAUUCAGACGGCACCGCCCUUGGUCGUCCGGCGUCGUUGCAAGCGUACCGUGAAUACGUGCCCCACUACCCCCUGGUUCGACCAGACGAUCCAUUGGACACGAUCCAACAAGCGUUUACGAUUGGCCGCGUGCGAUUUCUCGUGACCGACUUGCGGUCGCAACGCACUCCCAACGACGCCCCCGACAUCCCGUCCAAGACAAUCCUUGGCCUCGAUCAAAAGCAAUGGUUCAAAGACCAACUGCAAGCCGCGACGACAUCUGAGGACGUUGGCCUCGUGGUGUGGGUCAACACGAUGCCGUGGAUCGACGACGAGCGCAAGUGGGGGCACUUUACCCACGAACAAAACGACCUCGUGGCGUUCUUCGCGACCCUAGACUUGACCUCCAUCCCAUUGGUCAUUGUCAGCGGUGACGCGCACAUGCUGGCCGUGGACGACGGCAGCCACAGCCUGGGCAACAUCACGACGUUCCACGCCGCCGCGUUGGGGCGACCGGGGUCGAUUAAGGGCGGGCCGUACAGUCACGGGGCCUUUCCUGGCUCAGGGCAAUUUGGACUGUUGGACGUCCGCGACGAUGGCACGCGUAUUUGUGUGCGGUACAGCGGCCGCCGCGGCGCCACCGAACUGCUGACGUACGACACGUGCGAGCCAUCCGUUCCUGGGACGUACACUCCGUACAUUCCGCCGUCGAAACCAGUGCGCGUGGUCACGCGGACGCUGAAGAAGUUUCUUUCCCGCCUCGACAAGAAAUGGCAAGUUGUGACGCGGUUCUAUGGAUGGGUGGCUGCGAUGGCGUUGGUGGUGGGGGGGAUAGGGGGUGUUGUGUGGUGGUGUGGUUGCCAUCGUUCCGUGGGAAAACCAAAGCACGAUUAGCCAGCAUAUAUAACACAAUUGUCCACACAAUAUGUGUGUAUAUAAUAUAUCUUGUCAUUGGCUUUUAAC